CGAAAAGCGGCUUCAGUGCGCCAGAGCAGCGCGCAAGGUCAAGAUCGUAGCAAUACUCGGCCGCUUUCCGAAACAGUCGACUCGGCUCCAUGCAGAUGUGACAUUGGCUCGAUGAAACAAUUAAAUUAAAAAAUAACAAAAUAGAACGCGCCAAGUAACGUUCGAGCGCGAAUACGUGUUGUUGUUCCAAAUAUAAAUUGGAGCGCGCGAUUUCCCGAGAAAGAAGUGCGAGCGAAAUUGUUUAAAUUUUCACUGUGAUAAGUUUGACGCACCAAAAUUUUAUAUUCCAUCGAAAUUAUUAUCAGUGCAACUAAACAAUUAUUUUCAUUUAAAAUACUGUAAAGCUGAACAUUUAACUAGUGAAAUAAAUCCGCACGUGCAGUUCUAAAUUUAAACGCAAAGCUGAACGCCGCAAGUUUUCACCGCAGGCGCCGUUGUGAGAAAAACAGUUUUCAAGUGAUAUUUGGACGUAAAACUUUACUGUUUAUACCAACAGCGUUUUGUGAUUGAAGAAGAACUUGUUAUCGGGCACUAGUGGAGAAUAUUUCAAAGGGCGCGCGGGUAGUGUGCUGCGGCGCGGGGUGCGGGGCGGCGCUGUGGAGCGAACGGCGUGCGCGCAACAUGCUCGUGAGCAUCAAGGGUUUCUGGAAGGUCUGCCGCUAUGGCGAUCUGUACAUGGUGCUGGCGGCGCUGGCAGCGCAGUCGAUCAACAUCUCGGUGGGGUUCUGCCAGGGCUUCUCAGCAGUGCUGCUGCCCCAGUACACGCACGAGUACCCCAACAUCACGUACGAACAGAGCUCAUGGAUCGCAAGUUUAGGAGUAAUUUCCAACCCCGUGGGAGCUCUCCUCGGCGGUAUGAUGGUGGACGCAGUGGGACGAAAGUUGCUGCUGCAGUCCAUCGUACUGCCAAACCUGAUUGGCUGGCUGAUCAUCGCAUUUUCAGAAACUUACGUCUUUCUGUGCGUUGGGAGAUUCAUCACCGGAUUUACUAUCGGUAUGUCAACAGCCUCCUACAUCUACGUAGCCGAGAUAACAACGCCAGAAAAGCGAGGAGUGCUUAGUGCAUUAGGACCUGGUCUGGUCUCUACGGGCAUAUUCAUCGUCUACUCGCUGGGAGCCUUCAUACACUGGCGACAAGUUGCUGCUAUAUGUGCCGGAGUAUCUUUAUUAACACCGUUCCUGAUGUACUUCGUGCCAGAAUCACCGUUAUGGCUCGCCUCGAAAGGACAGAUGAAAGAAGCCUACAAUGCAAUGGUUUGGCUAAGGCAAAACACCAAUGCGGCGCAACAAGAACUCAUGGAGUUUACGAAAGACAGAAAAAUUGGAGAGACAAUGUCUUUUACGGCCAAACUUGGAAUAUUUAAGCGAAGAAGUGUUUUAAAACCGUUUGUGCUGUUGAUAGUGUUCUUUAUGUUCCAAGAAAUGUCUGGAAUUUACGUCAUAUUGUAUUAUGCUGUGGAUUUCUUUAAGGCUGUUGGUACGAGUGUCAAUGAAUUCACGGCAUCAAUCAUUGUUGGUGGUGUAAGAGUCUUUAUGGGUGCAGUAGGAGCUUGUUUAAUCAACAGUUUUAGACGAAGGACUUUAGCUGCAACGUCAGGACUUCUUUUAGGCGUAGCAAUGCUAGGAGCGGCAAUUUGUGACUCUUUAAAUGGACCACCACUGAUGAAACUGGCGUGUAUCUUGCUCCACGUCUCAUUCAGUAUGGUUGGAUUCUUACAAUUACCCUGGAUAAUGUCAGGGGAACUAUAUCCCCAAGAAAUAAGAGGAGUUAUGUCUGGUACGACAUCUUGUUGUGCUUAUGUCCUGAUCUUCUUUAACAUCAAGACAUAUCCUCAGUUGGAGAAUCUAUUAACCAGUAAUGGUACGUUGUAUCUAUUUGGAGGCUGUGCUUUAUUGGGAGCAGCAUAUUGUCAGUUGUUUCUACCAGAAACCAAAGGGAAAUCUUUAACAGAGAUUAUGAGACAGUUUGAUGACGAGAAAAGAGAUGUUGAUCCUGAAGUAGGAAAUGCUAAAUGUGCUAUAGACAAAAAGCCAGUACAAAGGAGGCAUAGUGCAGGUGCUUCUGUAUCUUUGGAGAAGAAUGGUGAUAUAUUUUCACCAAAAUGGAUACUUAAAGACGAAGAACAGAAAGGUUAGGUUUUGUACCUUGAUUCAAUUUGUUGAUCCAAAGCUUGUAAACGAAAGUUACCAAUAAUUUUGUACAUAUUUUUUAUAUUUAAUGAAAUGUGGUGUUAUGUGAUCAGUAUUAUAGAUUGGAGUGACUUUUUAUUUUUAAUUAAAUUCGAUAAAACAUUCCGUGUUAGAUAGUUUACAAGGUGACGUAUUAAGAAUGUAUUUUUAAGAAUUUUUAUAUUACCGUUUUUUUCACAAAUAAGUACAACUUUGUAACGUAAGUUGAUAUUAAUAAGUAGAUUGAACGAAUGAAAGAAAGAAGAAUGAAUGCAGCACAAGUCGAGCUACAGCAAUUUGGGCUAAAAUUUUGACAUGUCAGUCGAGUUUAUAGUUGGCAGUUUUUCUACAUUUACACUAACAUAAUCAUGAAUACCGAUUGCACAGCUGUUUUUAGCAGUCACUUUGCAGUACUUGUAAACUGCACGAAACA
Molecule: messenger RNA, 2602 nt
Organism: Hyposmocoma kahamanoa
Lineage: Eukaryota; Metazoa; Arthropoda; Insecta; Lepidoptera; Cosmopterigidae
Product: facilitated trehalose transporter Tret1-2 homolog
Exons: 5
Coding region: 622-2136 (504 amino acids)
Biological process (GO): transmembrane transport
Cellular component (GO): membrane
Molecular function (GO): transmembrane transporter activity
Source: RefSeq, a predicted model, not a curated record